Molecule: messenger RNA, 5449 nt
Organism: Dothidotthia symphoricarpi CBS 119687
Lineage: Eukaryota; Fungi; Ascomycota; Dothideomycetes; Pleosporales; Dothidotthiaceae
Product: glycoside hydrolase family 18 protein
Exons: 5
Coding region: 1-5295 (1764 amino acids)
Biological process (GO): carbohydrate metabolic process
Molecular function (GO): chitin binding; hydrolase activity, hydrolyzing O-glycosyl compounds
Source: RefSeq, a predicted model, not a curated record
AUGGCUCGAAAAGCGUUCAUCCUUUGGUUAUGGACUAUCGUUCUCUGCACAAUACCAUUCACUACUGCUUUACCACGGACACACGCUCAUUCUCACUCUCAUUUUCAUAAGAAAGCCAUUGCACCGAUUUGCAAGAAUCCAGUCUCACCUUUUGAUUAUUCCGCCAAGCUACAGCGUGAUGAAGAUGCACCGAUAUGUCCUGUCGCGCCAGGUAUUGACCUUUUCCCGCGAUCACUUGAGUCAAGGGCCGAAGACGACUAUUCGUGCUCUGAGUCCAAGCCAUGUAAGAACGGGGCCUGCUGUCCAAAAGCGACUGGAUACUGUAAUUAUGGCGAGAAAUACUGUGGUACGAACGGUCAAAGCCCUAACGAAGUUUGCUGGUCAAAUUGCCAUGCCAAGGCAGAGUGUGGUAGAGAUUCCGAUCCACCAGGCAAGAAAUGUGCAUUGAAUGUGUGCUGCUCUAAGUUCGGUUUUUGCGGGAUGACAGAUGAGUUCUGCGACAAGGGAACUGAAGAGGAACCUAGCUGUCAAAGCAAUUGUGAUCAACCCGGAUCAGGUAGCUCUGGAGGUGACGUUCAGAAGAGAGUUAUCGGUUACUAUGAAGCAUGGGCACACGACAGAAAAUGCCAGGGGAUGGAUUUCAAUAAUAUCCCAACUGGUGCCCUAACGCAUUUGUACUUCUCUUUCGGUUACAUCUCUCCCGGCGAUUUUGAUCUGGUACCCAUGGACGACCUGGAACCGGAUCUUUUCUCGCAGUUCACAGAAGUGAAGAAAAGUAACCCUGGCCUCAAAACCGUGAUUUCUCUAGGCGGUUGGACCUUCAAUGACAACGGUACCGCGACUCAGCCGGUGUUCAGUGAUAUGGUCAGCACCUCAACGAACCGAGCCAAGUUCAUCAAGAAACUGUUCGCGUUCUUGCGUCAGUAUGCAUUUGAUGGAGUCGAUUUUGAUUGGGAAUAUCCCGGAGCCCCUGACCGCGGCGGCCGACCCGAUGAUGGCAAAAAUUUCGUUACCUUCUUGAAGGAAUUGGACGAGGCCAACAAGGAACAACAGAUGCACUACGUUGUUUCCUUUACGGUCCCAACCAGCUUUUGGUACCUCAGGCAUUUCGAUCUCAAGGCUGUGGACUAUGUAGACUUUAUUAACGUUAUGAGCUACGACUUGCACGGCAUUUGGGACUCUACGAACCCAAUUGGCAACCACAUUUACGGGCAUUCGAACCUGACAGAGAUCAAACUCGCCCUCGACCUCUUCUGGCGCAACGAUAUCAAGCCCGAGAAGCUGAAUCUUGGCCUAGGAUUCUAUGGUCGAAGCUUUCAGUUGUCGAACACUGCAUGUUACCAACCAGGAUGCAAUUUCAAAGGUGGUGCAGCUCCAGGACCAUGCUCUAAGAACUCUGGAACCCUCACUUAUAAGGAGAUCCAAGACAUCAUCAAACAACACAAUAUCAAGCCUUACCAUGACAAAGAAGCUGCCGUCAAGUACAUAACAUGGAAUCAAGAUCAGUGGGUCUCGUAUGAUGAUGAGGAAACAUUCAAAGCCAAGAUCGAUUUCGCCAACAAGCUGGGGGUCGGCGGCUUACUUAUCUGGGCAAUUGAUCAAGACACUGACGAUCUGGAAGCUCUCAACGCAGUGGUCAGCCCCAAAUCAAUCAAAGCUCUGGCUAUGACUGCCGAUGACGCUUCCUACUGGGACGAUGCUACCGUGCCUGAUUGUUACGUAACCGAUUGCGGUGGCACCUGCAAAGCUGGCUUUUUCAAGAUCACUCAACAGCCCUGUGGUGGCGCCAAACCAGUCACAAGGCAUUCUAAGGGAAAAGACAGUCAACUGUGCUGUCCCACCGCGAGUGCACCCGACCCGAAAAAAUGUAAAUGGCGUGGCAACCCCACUUCGUGCAACGGCCAUUGUCAGGACAAUGAGGUAAUGCUCCAAAUGAACAAAUGGGGCGAUGGCCGGUACUGCGAAGAUGGAAACAAAGCGUAUUGUUGCGAGUCACCCGCAGCAAAAGAGAACGAUUGUUACUGGGCUGGCGUUGGCCAGAGUUGCGACAAUGAUGAUACAACCAUGACCUUCUCUGGUACUUUCAUGAGUACAAUCGCUGAUCUUGCCGAUGCGCUAACGCUUUUCGACACACCGUUGGUCAGGUGGCUCGAAAAGCAGGACAUGGAGAUGCAGAAAAGAUACUGCUGCCCGAAAAAGGAUGCAAAGAACUGGGAUAACUGCCGUUGGUACGGUGACCCUGGAUCUUCCGACACAUGUUACGAUAACCACUGUCCUGUCGGAAAGCAAGUGCAGCUUACUGAUAGUCCAUAUGGGGCUGGGCAAUCGUGCUUUCCACGCAUGGAGAGAUCGAGAGUUUACUGCUGCGAUCCUACAGACGGCAAACAACUAUUCUUACCAGUUCCCUUGGACCGGCUUUUCAAGGACCCACCUACAGGCGACGAUGUCCACACCGACUUCAUACUGGAAGUCGACGAUACAUUUGGCGGCCAAGGUGGAAAGACUGAUAGUGAUCCUGGUGAUGCUGCGUUUCAAUUCAUUGUCUUAGCGUCCCCAGAAGAGCUUCAACAGUCUCUUGACAAGCGCGACGGAUCACAUUGGGAGCUCUUCAAUUGCAAAGGAGGUUCCAGUGAGGAGGAGCAAACGAUCCAGAUGUUCUGCACAGAUAAUUCAGAAGACAGCAAUUGUCACAAGAUUGGACUGGGACAUGGCGUACCAGGCACUAUCCUUGAGAUGCCGGCAGGAUGCGGAGCAGGUCGCUACGCAGUUGCGAAGUCCAUGGUGCCAUCAAAGGAGCAAAGCAUACCCCAUCACCUAGUCAAACGGCUAGCAGGGGACGCGAAGCCAAUGGUGUACGACCUCACCUUCGACUAUGAGUUCCGUCGCGUGCCUCGUGACUCUGGCGAGACUCACAUGCGAAUCGACUUCUCGAAUAAGGACAACUACUGGGACAACGUUGUUGCUGCCGCGGCGAGCAAGCGCAAAGCCAAGCGAUCACUCUCAGACGUCGGCGGCAAUCACAAGAGGUGGCUUGAGGAAGAAUGGAGAGACGACUACCAUGGCGGCAUGCUUAGCCACAAUGACCUUCACAAGCGAUGGUUUGGUUCAGAUAUCAUUGCCUGGCUCAAAAAUCUGGUCCAGCCUGAGAUCAAGACUGAGUUUACGCAUAAUGUCAAAGAGCAAUUCAUUGCUAAGAUUAUUGAUGACAAGGUCGAAUGCGGCGACGGCAACACCAAAUUAAACGCACACAUCCUUGUUCAAGCUUUGACGGACGUCAGCGUCUCCACGAGCUUUGGAUUCACACUUAUCACGAAGCUCAACUUUGCCAGCCCAGGAAGCCCGUUGGACUUGAGCCAAUCAUACCUUACUUUCAUGAAUCAAGGUAAGGUAACAGCGACAUUUACACUCGAGGCCCUUAUCCGCGUCAGUGUUGAAUCAGGAGAGAAAACUAUCCUCACACUGCCGUUCCCAGGUGCAUCAUUCCGAGUGCCAGGCAUCGUCACGAUUGGACCGUCCGUGAGGGUCGCUGGCGAGUUCAACGCUGCUUUGACGCUCUCCGCUGAAAUCGAGACAAAGGUAGACCUCGCUGGUUGGGAAGUACGCCAGACAUACCCGGCCGCUGACCAGGACUACGAACCCAAGAUCGUAGAUGACCUCGAUUCUGGAGACUCUGGAAACGAAAACGGCCUCUUGGAGCCUCAAUUCUAUGCUGCAGUCGGGGCCGUAGGCAAGGCUGAAGCCCACCUGAAGGCCAUUGCUGAGUUUGGUAUUCGUUUUGACGAUCGCUGGAAGGUGGGAGCUGCGACGGCUGGUGUUGUCGCGGACGGAUACGUUCGAUUCGAAGUCGGAGUUGGCAAGAGCACAGAUGCAACAUGCCCUUGGACGUAUGGUAUGACUCUUGGUGCGAAGCUAUAUGCGCAGGUCGAUACUCCUUCGCAGUUUGGUUGGGGCAAGAAGACAUGGGAUCUGCCAGGCUCGGGAGAGGUUCCAAUCAUUCCCGGCGGCAAGUGUCCCGAUCUUCGAACUGGCCAGCCUACCAGACGGGAUUUACUUUCGAUUGGUCGCCGCGCCGACACCCUGAAUAACUCAUCUCAUCGAGAGGGUGACAUGGCAUCUACCAGCACGCACACUCUUGGGAGACGAGCAGUUCCGUGGGGUCCACCGUUCCAUAUCGAUCUUCAGAAUCUGCUUUGUCCAACCUCCCCAAAACCCGCUGAAGAUGGCACCACAGAAUGUGCCAAGCUUUCCCAAGUUCCGGGAAGUGGGAAAAGUGAUGUUUCCAAGCGUGCAGCCGGAGAUGUUACAACCUAUCAUCAUUUGGACAAGCGUGCAGCUCCUAAACAGGGCGCGUUUUGCGAAGGAAGGGCCAAGAUGGUGAUCAAGUCCCUGAGUUAUCCCUCCUCUGGAGAACUACAAGCUGCUCUUCCUGGUGCUCUUGCAUAUGGCUAUACGAACCCCAAUCAAUGCACGGACUUUGGCUUCGGACAGAUUCCCUUCCCUGCAGACACGCCUAAAUAUGCAACCGAGCAUAUUCUAGAAUUCCAGUUGAUUACAGACUUCUUCGAAGAUUAUGCGAAACGCAAUCCGACUGUUGAUUGUUACAAUCCUGUCAUCCAGGGAUAUCCGACGUGCAACUGCCUCAAGAGCUUCUGGUACCAGGUUAAGCCACAACAUAAGCCAGUCAUCAACGGGGUUACCAAAGACCCUAUCGAUCACGUCGGCUAUGAGUUCCCUGGUACAGGAAACAAUUAUCUGAACGAGUUCGUGCUCCUCCACGCAGAGGUCAACAGUAUCAAGGAAGGAUAUUGGGGCAAGGACGUGGCGUACAACAGUUAUACUCUGCAGGAUUAUGCAGGGUGGGGCGAUAAUCUCUUCCAAUAUGUGAAGAAUUCAAUCACUGCCAUCAGAUAUCACAACGACCCGACUAUCCUAGGCAACCUUGUCCGACAGAAAAACCGCAUUGGCACCCGGCUGAACCUGCUGGAAAACACAUAUCUCAACACCUACCAGAAAGACAUCCGGGGCCAACAACGAACAUGGAGACCACUCGGCCUGCAAGCCGAAUGGAAUACUUUCGUGCGCGGAAGAGCAGCUACGGCAAUCACCGACGCCUUCAAUCUUGUUGAAGAAUAUCUGUCAGCAUUGGAAGAAGGUUAUGCGACGCAAGCGCAACGUAACAUGGCGAAUCGUGGGGGUGCAGACGCACAAAAUGAGUUGACCUUUAUUGGGAAGAUUGAUGCGUUGAGGACUGAGUGGACUAACAACAGGCCUACAUGGAACAAUCCAUUCCCUUAAGCUGACUACUGUAGCGAACAAUGUCGACUUAUUACCUUCACCAAGUCAGCUCAUGUUACAAAUACGAAUCUUUUCAGACUCGCUCCUCGUCUUCCUUUUCAUGCCAUGAACAUCUCAAAAUGAAAAAAAUGUCCCAAUCAAUAUUUAGAAUGAC